CAGAUCCGAGGUGCCAAGGUCGAGGACAGCCACUACGAGAAGCAGGUAGAGGAGACCUGUAAGAGCAGAAGACGCCAGAAGGGGAGUCCAGCACCUCGUGUAGCACCGGCUCAGUCACACAAGGAUCCUGAGAAGUGAAAAUGGAACAGGCCAGAACGACGAUAUCCAAAAUAUUCAAUGGGGAGCCACGCUCGUACACACGCUUCAACCUCACCCAGAACAUGGAGGGGGACAACAGCCACGUGGAGAUGAAGCUGUCGGCCGACCUGGACGAGGAGGUGGGGGGCAACGGCGUGGGCGAGACCCACCAGCCCAACGGCGUGCACGGGCCCUACGCGCUGCGCAAGACCGGACGCUCGCCCAUGAACAUCUGCUUCCUGGUGUCCGCCACCCUCCUCAUCUUCAUCAUCGGCUAUCUGAUUGGAUACCUGGUUCACCGCAAGAAGGAAGAAGUGGCCCUCAGCUGUAAAUUGGCAGACCUUCCCCUCAGCCCUCCCAGCGUAGUGCAGAGAGAGACGGGGGCGGCCCCGCUCAUGGACUGGGUGGACGUCAAGAGCCUCCUGGCGGAGCAGCUGAGCGCCGACAAGCUGGAACAGGCCUUCAGGGACUUGGGCAGCGCCAGCCACCGAGCCGGCAGCCCCGGGGACGAGGCGCUGGCCACCAAGGUUCUGAGCAGGUUUAAGGCCUACUCCAUGCAUCCGUGGAGCGACGAGCACUUUGUCAGGGUCCAGGAGCCCGACGCCCGCAAGCCCAACCAGGUCACCUUCAAAGGGGUGACCGAGAAACAAACCGGCUUCCUCUCCUACAGCGCCACGGGGAAUGUCACCGGCGCCAUUCUCUACGCUUACUACGGCCGGAUGGAUGACUUCGAGAUGCUGAAGGACUUCAAUAUGCUUCUGAGUGGGAGGGUUGUGCUGGUGAAGGCUGGCAAGAUCAGCUUUGCUGACAAGGUUGCCAAUGCUGCCAGGUGGAAUGUUUCUGCUGUGCUCAUAUAUGGAGACACGGACAUCAACGAGCUCUAUGGACACGUCCACUUGGGCUCGGGAGACCCAUACAGCCCCGGCUUCCCUUCCUUCAAUCACACACGGUUCGCCGCAGUCCAGUCGUCCGGCCUGCCCUCCAUCCUCGCCCAGACCAUCUCCUGGAAACUGGCCCAACGCAUCAUGGGAAGUCUGGAGGGACACUUGCCACCCAAUAAGUGGCGCGACGUGAUCCGCCUGGGAGACAAUGACGUGGUUACGGUGGAGGUCAACAACGUGCUGGUGGAGAAGAAGAUCCACAACAUCUUGGGCGUCAUCAAGGGCCUUGUGGACCCAGACCGUUACAUCAUCCUGGGGGCUCAGAGGGACGCCUGGGGCACCGGCUUUGCCAAGUCCACGGUGGGCACCAGUGUCCUGGUUGAGCUCGCCCGCUCCAUCUCCACCAUGGUGAAGCACCGGGGCUUCCGGCCAAGGAGAAGCAUUGUGUUUGCCAGCUGGAGUGCCGGUGAUUAUGGGAACGUUGGCUCCACAGAGUGGCUCGAGGGUUACCUGGCCUCUCUGAGCAUGAAGGCCUUCUCGUACAUUAGCUUGGACGGUGUUGUGACAGGUUCCGAUAAGUUCAAUGCCUCCGCAAGCCACUUGCUGCAGUCCCUGGUAAAGCGCACCAUGAAGGAGUUGAGUCCGAUCAAGGAGAGGGCGAAAAUGCGGUGGGAAGCAAACCUGCAGCCCAUGCAGAUGUCAGAUGCUGCCUUUCCUUUCCUCGCCUUCUCAGGAAUUCCCUCCAUCUCGUUCAGAUUUACCGGCACUUCUGACUACCCGUACUUGGACACCCCGCUGGACACCAAGGAGCAGCUGUCAAAGGCCACGUCAUACCAGGUGCCCAAGCUGGCGCUGGCCGCCGCCCAGGUGGCCGGUCAGAUGACCCUGCGCCUGGUGCACGACUACCUGCUGAGCUUCGACCUGCAGGGCUACGACCAGCUCAUCACCGUCUACACGGCCGACAUCAGCCGCAAACUGCUCACCCUCCAGAGGGACCCCAUGCUGCUCAGGGAGGUGACCGCCGAGUGGCUCCAGGGGGCGUCGGGCUCAUUCAGCCGUGCCAUGAGCGACCUGAUGUCAUUCAUCCGUGACAGCGAGCUGCAUGACCCGGAAAUGUGCCGUGAAAUCAAUGACCGCCUCAUGCAGGUGGAGAGGAACCUGCUGUCCCCCUAUGUGUCCCCGCGGGACAGCCCCUUCAGGCACAUCUUCAUAGGCUCCGGCCAGCACACAUUCAAGGCAAUCGUGGAUCAGCUGGAGGCCUUCCGGCUCAAGAACUCCGUAGUCGACGUCGACACCUUCAAGACCGAGCUGGCCCUGGCCACCUGGACCCUCCAGGGCUGCGCAAACUCGCUAGCGGGGGAUGUCUGGUCUCUGGAUAAUGAGAUCUAGACCACACCCACCCCCGUCCUGCACAUGGUUGGGCCCUGACCACGUGUUGGUACCAACCAAAACCAGUGGUAGGACCUACCACGUGAUGGGCCCCUCAAAGCUGUAGGUCCCAGCACGCGGUAGGUCCCACCACGCGGUAGGUCCCACCACAAGUAGGUCCCACCACGCGGUUGGUCCCACCACGUUGGUCCUGUCACACCAAAAUUGUACCGGGGGCGAAAAUUGUACCGCCUACGUAAUCCUCGUUCGAAAAUUCCAAACCUGCCUGGCAACGGAAGAUCGAACGAUGACGUAGGAAGGUUCAUUCGCAAACAUUCGGGCUCAUUCAUUGAGCGUCACAAGACGAAAUAACAUUUGAUAGCUAACUUAUUUUACAAAUGACAUUUAUUAGCGUUUCUAACUUUGUAUUUGUAUUGUAUUUAAUUGUUUAAUCGCAUUUAGCUCGUAAACUGAGUCUAUUAAAACAACAAGCUAGCUAGACGAUGAUACACUUUAAACACUCAGUUUACUAACUAAAUUCAAUACAAUACAAAUAUAAAGUAAAAACAAGUGUUAACUGUAUUAUGUUAUUUCGUCUUUGGCAACAUGAGCGCCAAUGUUUUUUGGAACCCGCCUGGCAACGGACAAUCGCGUCCAACGUAAUGUUUUGAACGCGGAUUACGUAGCAGGUACAAUCUUCGCCCCCUGGUACAAUUUUGGUGUGACAGUCCCAUCACGCAGAACUGGCAGCUUUUAGAUCUGCAGAUGAUGUCCCUGUAAAUGGACACAACAGUUGUAGGGCAGUCUUAACGCAAUCGGUCAUUUGAUGUUCAUCAUUUGAUGCUCAUCCUAAUAUUGAUUUCUACACUCCCAACACCCUGAUUAACUUAUAAUAUAUUGUUUCCCUUUUUAUUUUCACAAACUCCACAAUGCCAAAUUGAAAUGAUGAAUUGGAAUUGGCCUCCAAAUGAGUUUAGGUUAAGGAUAUUCCACUGUGAGGGCGUUAAACCUAAUGAUCACCUCUACAAUACGGAAGUAAACUCAAAGUCUGUGAUUUUGACUUUAACUGAAUAAGAUGUAAUUUAUCUGAUGUGCUUUCACUCAGUCUUGAGGAAACAUCAAUUUUUGCACAGCAGGACAAAUCGCAAAAUGAGCACUGGUUCGAUUUCUUUAUUGUUUACAGAACGUAAUUUCUUUGCGAUCAACAACUGCUGUCAUAUCUACUGAUGUUGUAUAGAUCUUUUAAUUGCAUUCACACCUCGUCGUUUUGUAUCUGACAAGGCUUAAUGUACCAUUGUGCUAAAAUACACAGUUUUGUGUUGGAGUCAAAAGUUACCAGACCGCUAGAAUGGUCAACCAAUCAAGACAAUCGGAUAUAGCUGCCUGCAGUCAACAACAAAAAUAGGUAGCCAUUUAUCAUUCUCACGUUAGUCUCCUGUGAAGAUUGUCUUAAAUGGCCACUUGCUGACCCAAGAGCAAAGUCCCAUAGUCCAUUUUUCUAAAAUCCAGCUGAAAGUCUGAAUCAGAAAACCAUACCUGUAUUUAUUUUUGUUAUUUAUUUAUCAGUGGCAGGGUUCACUAUAAAUAGUGCUAUUUUUUAUUGCUUGUUUAUCAGUGGCAGGGUUCACUAUAAAUAGUGCUCUUUUUUUAUUGAUCUUUUUAUAUGUAAUAUAUAAUUAUCGGGAGCAGUGCCUUCCAUAAUUAUGACAGUUAUACUGUCGAAAUGACAAAAGCAGCAUCUGCUUCAAGAAGUAUACCUGUCUUCUGAUAGGCGGCCAGAUACACCUGUCAAGGCCAACUGCCCAAUCACGGCAAACCGCCCAGCCCAUCAUGCCGUAGUCAAACCACCAAUCUGUCAAAUUCAACCGCUCUUACCAAUCGUGGCCCUUGCAGAGGUUGGCAUAAGAAAACCUUCAGUUUGGAUCUCCACUUGGUUGAACAUCCACUAGUCCGGUUGGUUGGGGGUUUUGCGGUCAGAGACAUCCUGCCCCAGUACAGUUGGAGGCUCCCCGGGUGCCCUGCGAGUACCGCGCUCUCGGGGGCAUGUAUACUUCUAAUCCUGAAGACGUUAUCGGGAGCAGUGUCUUCCAUAAUGUGAAGGAAAAAAAGGUAGUUUUUGCCUACCAGUGUUAAUCCAUAUCGGAGGCAGUGUCCUCCAUAUUUCACUGUAGGGGAGUGUAUGUUUUGUAUUAUCGGGAACAGUGUUUCCCAUAAUUUCUGUAUAUAACAGUAACGGCACCAUAAAAUACACAAAUUGUCAUUGUCAUUAACAUCACCAGUUAGUUGUCGUUUUUAUCUGUGUUUAACUCGGAGGUCUCGGAUGGGCGUAAGAAGACUUGUAAGACGCAAACAGUGGCAGGUUCCCAGAAGGGCACAAAUUAUUUCGUGGCAUAAACAACCGUGGCCACAUGAUCCAUGAAUAGCGCCCCUGAUAACACUUUCGGGCUUCUUCAAACCGGCACCAAAGAUUGGUGUCUAUUGUGAAGAGUAGUCUUGGUAAUGGGUCGUGCCGCAUUUCAGAAGUCAUAUUUCCAGUCCCAACCGCCGGUUCCUCCUCCUCCCUUGUGCUUCUUCUAUGGGGCUGCAGGCGUUAAGGCGUCAGUUUCCAUUGGGAUCGGGGUAUGUUUGUAUUUUCAAAUCAAAUCACCAAACAAAUCCCAUGACGCCGUCAUUGGUUCCAACUAUUGGUUGUGGUUGGCGGGCUUAUCGAGAAGGCCGUGUCUCUCAAAUGUGCGGGUGGUCCAAAUGAUGCAGAUCAGAUAUAAAUGUGUUAUGUUUCGUUUGGUUAAAACGUUUAUGUUGCUUUUCUGAUGGUAGUCUUAUGUGUGCCUUUUUUCAUUUAGAUUUUUUUUAUUUCUUUUUUCGGUGAAGUCUGCAUUAUGUGGGCUCUUAAAUAGCUGACGUCUUUCAUGAUUAUGAUGACACUGUUUGAAAAAUCACAUUAGUGCUUUCAAUCUAUCUCCCUCCACCCCAGUUGCUUUUGAUAGAUUAAUAUAUAUGUUAAUUUUUUUUUGCUUGAACCAAAAUGUGUCUAAGGUUGUGUAACAUUCUAUCUUUACCAAGGUUAAAACUAAUUUCAUAUUAAGUCAAUUGAAACAGUGAUUAUUAGAAGGUCGCUUCUUUUAUACCCCCCCCCCCCCCCGCAGACACACACACACCACCACACCCUUGUGAAAGGUAUGAAGGCAAUGAAGCCAAAUCUGGCGUCAGAUAAAUGCACAUUUUUGUCACUUUGUUCAAACAACAAGUGGACAAAAUACAACUGUUGAAUAGUUUUAAAGAUGGCCAACAUAAUUGCCUGCAUGGUUCAGGAUUUUCAACCUAAUUUGUGACGUCGGAAAAAUAAAAAGUAAUUUAAUAGAACUGCACAGAAUCUGUACCACUUGAUUUGAAUAUCUUGACCUUCAAAUAUUUAUGUAGUCACAAUAAACAUGUAUAUUAACUUUAAUUUAAAUUGUUAUGACAUAUUGAAAAGUAAUUCUAAUUGCCCUUCAUAACUUUGCUUAUUUGUUUCUUUACAAAUUAUCUCAUUAUUAUUAUUACUUUGAAAAUCUUGAUUUGUUUCAAAACAUUUCUCAAACAGUAAUUUUUUCUGAUACUAUAGGCUGCUCAUUGCCGUUUGUUCUCAUUUCUGUCGUUCAAAUAAAUGGUCAUAAGGUACCCUGUGUUGACUCUUUUCAUGAUUUAGGCUACACACUCACAUUUAGUUGACAAUUCAUAAACCAAUGCUAAUGACUAGGCAAUGCAAGUUUAUUUAUACAGCACCCUUCAUUCUCUAGACCAUUCAUAGACAAU
This is a messenger RNA of Gadus chalcogrammus (walleye pollock), 6182 nucleotides long. RefSeq names its product transferrin receptor 1a (gene tfr1a). The record is from RefSeq and is a predicted model, not a curated record. The coding region runs from base 141 to 2408 and encodes 755 amino acids. The transcript has 18 exons. Gene Ontology annotation, cellular component: external side of plasma membrane. NCBI's taxonomy places the organism in Eukaryota, Metazoa, Chordata, Actinopteri, Gadiformes, Gadidae. Gene Ontology annotation, biological process: intracellular iron ion homeostasis; iron ion transport.